Messenger RNA from Phalaenopsis equestris, 780 nucleotides. RefSeq lists its product as uncharacterized. The transcript has 3 exons. The record is from RefSeq and is a predicted model, not a curated record. The coding region runs from base 188 to 619 and encodes 143 amino acids. NCBI's taxonomy places the organism in Eukaryota, Viridiplantae, Streptophyta, Magnoliopsida, Asparagales, Orchidaceae.
GUUUAACUGCUCCUCACCAAUCUUGGAUUCGAGGCUUGCUUGCUCUCUUUCCUCUAUCCAUUUUUUAGAUUUCUUCGUAAACAGAUAGGGAGAGUCGUCUCUACGCCUUCUCUUCUUCUUCUUCUGAUCUGGCUAGGUUUGGGUCCUGUGCCCGGCAGCUAUUGAUAUCCAUGUUCAUUUGGGCGCCAUGGACCCCGCUCUGAAUCAGUCCAACCAAUCUGUGGAAGAAGAUGAGUGGGAUACAGAAGGAUUUGUGAUACCAAGCCUGACUGUUGGAGACUCUGGUCUUGGUGAUUGGGAUGACCCAAAUUUAAAAGAUCUCAAGCCUCCUUCAAAGGGUGUCAAGGCAGAGGAAAAGAUCUACCUGGGACCACACGGUGCUCCUCCUUCGCAAGUUAAACAUCAAGAUCUGAAUGCGGCAGGGCGCAAGCAGAGAUUCAAGCAGAAACUGAAGGAAGCUGACCAUAAAUAUUCCGGAACAGGUCGCGAGAACAAGGUUCAAACUAUACGGGAGCUUGUAGGUGGUAAGGUCAGCAGCAACACAAUGCCGAAGAAUUCUCCACGUGAAUGGCUCGAUCCACAUUGCCAUGAAUCUCAUUUUGAGAGGUACUCCCACUGAGUGUUUUAGUUUCUGAGGAUUAAUUGAAUAUUUCUUGACCAUUUCUGCUCACAUAGUUUGCUAAAUUAUCUGCAUGUUUUCCAACUAUAAAACCUGGAUAUUUUCUAUGCGUUCUGUCUGCUGGUACUUUAUCAAUGCUUUCAAGCCUUUGACCUUAAGUA